Messenger RNA from Coregonus sp. 'balchen', 1391 nucleotides. The record is from the annotation of a GenBank genome assembly. Lineage: Eukaryota; Metazoa; Chordata; Actinopteri; Salmoniformes; Salmonidae.
AUGCCCAGCAGCAUCACAGGGAGCCCCAGACCCAGGUCAGAGCCAGGGGGCCAGGAUGGCCUCGUCUCUGUGGGACCCAACCAUUACCUUUCCCGGGGUAGCAGCACCAGCCAGGAGUCCUGCUAUGAGGAGCGAUCUGUGGACCCGGUGGAGGAGAGGCCCCAGGAGCACCAGGGGCCCAAGGGGACCCACCACAAGGCACACUGCAGGGACGCGCAGAGCAGGGAGGCUGAGGAGACCAUCGGCUUCAUCCCCAGAUCAGCAGACUCUCCUCCAGGGGUUCAAGGGUGUGGUCCCUGUGCAUCCUCCUCCCCAGGCAGCUGUAAGAAAUGGGUGUGCAGCGUGCUGACUUGUGGACUCUACAGGGUGUGUCUGAGCACCAUCCUGGCCCCCUGCCUGGCCUCCAGUCCCAGAGGGAUGUCCCCAGACGACGAUCAGAAGGUCAGCCUCCAGGGUCUCCAGAGCCACCCUGGGACCAACGAUCCCCGACCCAGGAAGGAGGGCAGGGGUAGUGGCUCAGAUUGGUCGGAGGACAUCUACAUCAGAGGGGUCAAAGUGGACAUUCCUAGAAUGGAGGAGCCGGUGGUCAUUACCAGGCCUCCGUUACACAAUGGCGGAGGAGGGAGACGGUACAGCCCUCCGUCCUACUCCUGGUACGAGGGGGAUAUGGGUGAUCUGAGCAUGGGUGACGUGGACUCUCUGAUCACCCAGAAGCUUCUGGAGCUGUACUCUGAGUACCAGAUUGAGGAGCUGGCCCACUGCACCUCGGACUCUGUGUUCCUGAAGAAGACCAGUGAGAUCAGCCAGCUGAUCAGUGUCCUGGCUGAGGAGCAUCAGCUUGAUGAGCAGGACGCAGAAUGUCGACUGGUCAAGGGCAUCAUCAGGUAGCUACCAUUCACUGCCGUUUGCUGGUAGGGUUUAACUGCCUUGAUCAAGGGCACAAUGGGUGUGUGUGUGCAUGCAAGCGGUUGGGAAUGUGACAGCAAAUCAAUACAUUUCCUUUUGUAAAAUGGACAAUAAAGUUGAUAUACUAUUUUAAUCUAUUCUAUUUUAUUUGAUCAGGAUCAGCACUAGGAAGAGCAAGAAGAGACCUCAGUACAAAAGGUCACACAGGAGAACCUCCGACAGCGGUAACGAAACCAUGAGCAACUACCAAACAUCAACCAUCAGCAAUAACAGUAAGCAACAUCUUUACUGAUAAACAACAGCUUUUCCCUUAUUUUACAUACUUGUUGAAGUAAUACUUCAUAGUCUUUCAUUUGUUAUUACACUGUUAGUUGACUGUCACUCUGUUUGUUGUUUUUUACCUCGAAGAUGAUUAUGAUAUCCAGAUAUCCAAGGAGUCAGAUUCUGAUAUGAACGCUAGGAACAUGAGGAUGAACAGUGGAGCA